Messenger RNA from Symbiodinium natans, 810 nucleotides. NCBI's taxonomy places the organism in Eukaryota, Dinophyceae, Suessiales, Symbiodiniaceae. The record is from the annotation of a GenBank genome assembly.
AUGGGCAUCAUCAAGCGAGUCUUCAGCGAUGCCCUGAUCAGAAAGUUCUACCAUCGCGAAGGGUCUUCAGCUUCCUCAGGAGAUUCCGAGUCAGAGGACAGCGACCAAAACGAGGUGAUGGCUGAAACCGGUCCCUGCGAGUCUUUGCUGCCUGUCCUUGAUGGGCAGACAGAUAUCAGGAGCUAUUUUCCUGCAAGCUGGCGAUGGCAGCUACCUGUGGAGGAUUUCACAGGUGAUGAGGAAGCAGCCGAGGCUAUGGGGCUUCCUUUCGACAUGCAGGAAGACGACGAGGCUCUCAUGGGCUCCAGUGGGUCAAUGGCUGAGGCUGCACUGGACAUCAUGAUGAAGGACAUGGGCGACAUCAGCAAGUCCGUAGAAGAAGAUGAAGACGCAGCCACAGCUAUGGGACUUCCUUUCCACAUGUGGGAAGAUGACGAGGGAGUCAGCUCCACACAUGUGCUUGCAGCGGAGGUAGAACUCGCACAGGAUGACAUUGCAGAGUCCAUGGCGGCAGAUGAAGAAGCAGCCCACGCCAUGGGGCUUCCAUUUCACAUGGAUCCCCCGCCCCUGGGAGAGCUGGUCCCACUGAAGGGCUGUGGUGCCAAGAAAGCUGAGACAGAGAGUCUCAAGGGCAACUUCGGAACCCCCACCCGCCGUCGGCCCAGGCAGGCGCUGGAAGAAACCCCAUGCAAAAAGCCUCGAGUCCUCUCUGAGGUUGUGGUGGCAACAACAAAGCUUGCAGAUAGCGACAUCAAGACGCACGAGAACACCUACAGCAUUGAGAGCUCUGUGCAAAGCACAGUUCGCUGA